Yamadazyma jaroonii is the source of this 735-nucleotide messenger RNA. The record is from the annotation of a GenBank genome assembly. Lineage: Eukaryota; Fungi; Ascomycota; Pichiomycetes; Serinales; Debaryomycetaceae.
AUGGCUAGACAAAAUUUCAUAGGGUUGGUAGUUUCCCAAGGGAAAAUGCAUAAGACUGUCAAAGUCAGAGUGCAAAGUAAAACCUACGAUAAAAAGAUCAACAAAGAUGUGUUGAGAAGAAAAGAUUAUUUAGUUCAUGAUGAAGGGAAUUUAUGUAAAGAAGGUGAUAUUGUCAGAAUUGAAGCUAUACCAAAAAUAUCUGCCAGAAAAUAUUUUGCCAUUGCUGAAAUCAAAGUCGAUAAAGGUCAACAAUUUGCCUUAUAUGAAACCUUAGCCAAAAAGAAGGUUGCCGAAGAAGAAAAGUCUUUAGUCAAUGAAUUCAUAAAUAGAAGAAAUGAAUUAGAAACCACCAUAAACAAAGUCGAAGACCUUAAGAUCUUAGAUAGAAUAGUGAACAAAGCUAAGAAUAGUUCUGAAACCGACAGAGAGAACUUAGUCAAAGAAAUUAAUGAUAUAAAGCAAAAGUAUAAUAUUAAAUCAUGGCCAAAUGUUGAACCAGUUUUGGAUUUAGACAUUUCCAAAGCUUCCAAAGAUUUAUCGAUUAUUGAAAAUAGAUACACCCACAUACAUAAGAUCUUAGAAACCUUGAUGAGUCCCGAAUAUAAUGAUAAAAAGGUAGAAAUCUUAACUCAAGUAUCUAAAAAAGAUAUUGAAGAUUUAAAACCGAAUGUUCAAAAGAAUUUAUUAAGAAAAUUCAUUUUGGAUCCUAAAAACGAAUGCCCUGUCAGCUUAUAA